Lagopus muta (rock ptarmigan) is the source of this 6370-nucleotide messenger RNA. It is a transcript of the gene TRMT61A, whose product is annotated as tRNA methyltransferase 61A. The coding region runs from base 3283 to 4209 and encodes 308 amino acids. Gene Ontology annotation, biological process: tRNA methylation. The transcript has 4 exons. The record is from RefSeq and is a predicted model, not a curated record. Lineage: Eukaryota; Metazoa; Chordata; Aves; Galliformes; Phasianidae. Gene Ontology annotation, cellular component: nucleus; tRNA (m1A) methyltransferase complex.
AGGGCUCAUCCAAAAACCUUAUGCAGCCCAGAGUUCAGUUUUGGAUAAGUGAAUGGCAACCUGGAGCUGCCCUUCACAUAACAGUCUCUUUAUCUUUCUCUGUAGUGCAUUUAUCUCAUACUUCAUCCCCCACACCUGGACUGCGCAUUUAAUUGCUGUGUUAAGAGUUGUGUCAGAGAGAUGGAGGAAUCGUCCCCACCGUGAUUCUUCCAGCACCACAACCAGUGCCCUCGGCACCAUGACACCAAUGCAGCUUACAGAACUGUCCAGCUUCAGGAAAAAAAUAAAUGCACAGGAAACCAUUACGAACUAAAAAGCUCAGACUGCCUCGAAUAAAAAUGCACUGUGUUUGGCUGCCAUCCAGGCUUCCCAGUUAUCCCAGGUACAGUGAGAGCAAACGAGCUUCAGAAGUCGGGCUGAGCGUCUGUGCAAGUCUGGUCUCUUAUCUCCGGGAUCAAAGAACAAAUCCUCUCUAAGUCCCCUCUGCCUUUUUAACCUCACAAAAUCUUCCCCUACAUCUCACUAGUUCCACGCAAUGCUCGUUCUUCAGGACAGUGUCAACUACAGGUAAAGCCCUCCUAUGCAAGUAUUCAAUGAACUUAAGCGUAAAAAUCAUUCCCAGAGUUGUCAAAAUACAGGUCGUAUUCAUGGAUGAUAUGAGUUACAACACUUUUUCUUCUUUUUGCCAAGUUCUAGUUGUGUGGUUUUGUUUUUUUUCUUAAUGUAAAACACUCAUCAGAGUUAUUUUUAAUGUAGAACAAUACAAGAACAACACAAGUAAUACUAAGAACAUAUUGUAACCUUACAAGCUUAUUUUCUGGUGUUUUUCUUCACCCCAAAAAAACCCAUACUAAAGAGGUACUGAAGGCUCCGUCUGUCUCAUUCCAUAAUCUACUGCCACGCACACAAGAAGCAACUGUUACUUACUUGUGUUAUACAUUUGUGGAAUCAAGGUUACCUCAAUAACUCGCUUCUUUGCACUGGAGACACUCUCCCUCCCCAUCCUGCAGAACAGGGAACACCAGUUGUUACAGUUAUUAAGAGUCGGUUGUGUUCUCAAUGUGCCAUUCAUUAUCACACUUCCAACACAGACACCUCUCCUUCACACAGCUUUUGUCUGAAAGAAGACACAGAGAGAGCAGAGCCAUGGUGGGACACCAUCAAAAUACACCUAGCAAACAUUUUAAAUGAACACUGCACCCUCACGCCAUUUUCCUCACCGUUAUUUGACAAAUUUAUAAUACACACUUAGCUUAUAUUUUGAGAUCUGCUGAAAGCUGUGUGCAGACUGGAUCCUACCUCUGUUACGGUAUCCCAUCCCUGCUUCCCUAGUGGCUUAAUUAUAGAUGCAGUACUGUGUGUCAACAGCCUCUGAUCAACUGCUUUAUCUAGCUCAUCUGCUGAGAGAAUACUUUCCUUGGAUCAGCCUGUAUUGCCUGUUAGACUGUGAUAAAGGCAUCAACAUGUCCUUUCCAUGGGACGAUAUUGUAGUGCACACUGACGUGUAAACUAUGAUGCAGUUUGGCAUUUUAGGCUGGAAAGGUGGGGUGAUUACUCCAGAGAUCUGCAUGCUGAGCUUCAACAAUGAAGAAUGAAGGGAAGUUAAUCAUGGGCCGUGCAGUGAACACUUCCUAAGAGGCUUAAUUAUAAAUGCUGUGCAGUGUACAACUGCAAGGAGAUGUGUGUUAGCUAGGGAAUGUGUCUUCUGAAAUUGCUCACGUGAUAGCAUGAUGAACCUGAAGAAUUCAGGGGAAGCAUACUGAAAAUCUAGAAGGAUAUUUCCAAAUCAGGAAAUAGCAAAAGAAAACAUUUUACUACGUAUAACUGCCUUGUUUCCAAUGCCUUACUUACUGAGUAAACAGCACUUGAAAAUGAAACGUAACACUCGUGCAUCAACAGGUGAACUGGCUGUAGCUGCAUCUGCUUAAAUUCCCAAAUAUUUUCUUCCCAUUUAUUGCUUUCUGUAUAUCUGCCUUGUUAUUAUCCCUUUUCACAUUGGUUGAGCGUCCUGUUGAAAAUUGCUUCAACUCUUAGUUGAAGACUAGGAGCUGUUUGGUCUUGUAUACAGUCAGGCUCACAGUGAUCUGAGCAGCAGUUUUUUAAGGGAAAGAAAGGACACAAGAAUAUAAACUACGGCAAAUGACGUGGAAAAAUGACACAUAAAAAAAAACAAGGUAGGUGCAGAUAUAAAGGCAGAAUAGAGCUGUGAUUGCCAGUCAGAAAAACAGCUGAGUAGGAGUCUGCAGUUUAAGAAACCUCUGAAACUGCAUACAUUAUGUUUAGAUGAGAUGGAGGAGAGUUUCAUAACUAAAUAACAAAGACUUCUGCAACUAUGAUACGGGCGGGUCAAUAGCAUAACAUUAAAAUGUUCUCACUGAAGAUAAUGGGCAAAUUUUCCCUCACAGUUGAUGAAAUCACAUGGAUAAAAAAGACUCACAAACGGUCAUCUACACAGCUCUCAGCUAAGCAUACGUUGAUGGCGUUCUUGAUUAUGGAGGAAUGACUUUUUCUCCACUCCUGUGCAUCUCAAGCCACUGGUGAACGCAGCAGCAGAGGAUUAUCUGAUUUAGACAGAACGUUACCUGCGUGUCCGAGGUGACUCAGAUCUGCUGUGCCCGCACCCUCCCAUGCCAGGUGGCCUGGGCUUGUUGGAGCAGCAGAUGAGGCGAUAUCCUCCUCCUGGGCAUCUCCUGACUCCAUCCCCGCGCCACCGGGGCACCUCCGGCUCUCCACAUCACUGCAAUCCUAAACACGAGACACAAGUAGGAGUUAGAGCCGUGCUAUUUGGGGUUUCAAUGAUUCCGCUCCUUCUGAGCCCACACUCUGCUGUGGGUUUCUCCUCCAGCCUCCAGAAACCGGCACGAGGAGUUCGGUUGGCCUCGAGCUGCCUUUCCCCGGGCUCAGCAGGGGAAGUAGCUGGAACGUUCUGGAAGCCGCCUGCACGGAGGCUCGGGUGGCAAAGGCACGGCCGUUCCGUGGGGAAGGGGCAGAAGUCAAUCGCCCGCACUUGGCGAACGUGAGAUCCUCCCCGGGCUCGUAGCUAUCCGCGCCCGCGGAGGUGCUCGGAGGGAAGAAGCCGGGAAGGGCCGUCCAGCCUCCCAGCGCCCGUAGGGACCUCUCGUUGCACCAGGCAGGGACCGGCCGCACGCCCCUCGCCCCCCACGCAGGAGCCACCGCUGGCGGACUGCGGCCGGGGCGGGCGGGGGAGGGCGAGGGAGCAGCGCCGAGAGCGCGGCCGGCCGAGCCGGGAGACGACCACCAGCCAACCACAAGACUGUUGCAAUGAGUUUUGUUGAAUAUGGCGAUACAAUCAAGGAUGGUGACACAGCUAUUGUGUUCUUGGGCCACGAAUCCAUGUUUCCUGUGAAAGUCCAGCAAGGCAGUGUAACUCAGACUAAAUAUGGGGUCAUCCGGCAUUCUACAGAUCUCAUAGGCAAGAAGUAUGGCUCCAAAGUGACCUGCAGUAAAGGAGGAUGGGUUUUUAUUCUUCAUCCAACUCCAGAACUGUGGACUGUGAAUCUUCCACACAGGACACAGAUCCUGUAUUCCACUGACAUCUCUGUAAUCACCAUGAUGUUAGAACUGAAGCCAGGCUCCAUAGUAUGCGAAUCAGGUACAGGCAGCGGAUCCCUGUCCCACGCUCUCAUCAGGACAGUGGCUCCCACGGGGCACCUGUACACAGUGGAGUUCCACCAACAGAGAGCUGAGAAGGCCAAGGAGGAAUUUCGGGAGCAUGGAGUAGAGCAUCUGGUCACAGUGACCAACCAGGAUGUCUGCAAGAAUGGAUUUGGUGUCUCAGACAUUGCAGACGCUGUGUUCCUGGAUAUUCCAUCUCCAUGGGAAGCCAUUGGACAUGCAAAGGCAGCGUUAAAAGCUGAAGGUGGCCGCAUCUGCUCUUUCUCCCCCUGCAUUGAACAAGUCCAGAGAACUUGCCUAGCAAUGGAAGAGUACGGUUUUACAGAGAUUAACACCUUGGAAAUUCUGCUCCGAGUAUACAAUGUAAGGACAAUUAGCUUGCAAAUCCCUGACCUUGGAAAAGCAGCUGAGGAUAAUUCUAGCGCUGGCUUUGACAGCAGCAACCCAUCAAACCAAGGUAGCCCAGGCACUAAUCUGCAGCAAGGAGUGGUGCAGUUCAAAAGCGGCGUGCCACUGAGGGAGAUGGUGGGUCACACUGGGUACCUGACCUUUGCCACUAAGAGCCUCUUCUAGUACACUUCAUUUGGGGAAGUUCUGAGUGUUUUGUGUGUUUGUGUGCAUUUGCCGUUUUCGUGGUUCUUUUUUGUAGGGCAUCCAAAUUUUUCCUUGUCAGGGAAUUCCAUAUAUAGUCAGAUUUAGUUGGAAUAUGCUUUGUUUAAAUAGCACGCAGGCAUUAACCAGAGCAGCAUCCAAGGGAAUGUUGGAACUGUGGAGCGGUGCUCCGCUUGCCGUCAGAAAGACAAAGUAGUAGCAAGUGGCCAUUCAUUGGAAUGUGUGGGAUAGAGAUUCCUCCUGAUAAGAAAGUAAAACAGCACACUGAUCACAAACAAGAUGGAUUUUUUUCCUCCUCUUUUCUGAAUGACUUUCCCAAUUUUAUGUUUUUAUCACAGCACCACGAGACAGUUCUCUUUUUAAACUUCUCUGGCGUAUGUGUGUUGCUUUUAGGAACGUGGAAGUGCUUCUUUGCUUCCUUUUGGAUGUGGAAGUUGCAGAGCUAUACGGUUGCCUGCAUGGCAGGUCACAGUAUUAGUGUUUCUUUGGAAAAUGUAGAGCUGCACAGAGGGUUAUUGGCAGCACUCAGGAUCACAGCCUCUUACUCCAUUCUGGCAUCUGCAAAUCACUUGGAUUACACAGAGUUUAAAUAAGUGUGCUAAUUGUUGGAUUUGGUCUAAAAUGGUAUUGCUGUCAAUUGAUAGUAGAAAAUCAGGCAUAGAUUUGUAUUAUAAUCUUCUAAUAGGUCUGCUGUCAGUGUUAUGAACCCACUGUGAAAAUGCACAUGAACAGAUGGGGAAUGUUACCUGAACUUCUGUUUGUGAGCAGUGUGACUGAGGUGCAGUUUGCUUGGUGUUUUAUGUGCACGAUGGUGAGUUAUCGUCCUGCAGCUGAAUGACAGUAAGAUUGCUUUUGGCAGGACUUGUCUCCAAAUGGCAACGAUAAUGCAAACGUGGUAAAACCAUUAAUCAGCCUUAUUAAUUAAGUUUUUAGACCAUUUACUCUUCAGUAUUCCAUACAAGCUGGUGGAUGGGAUGAACUUCUUGAAUGCUGGAUUACGUGUUAUUAUUUACAGAGUAAAAUAAUUAUGAAAAAUGUUGAAGUUCCUCUUUUUUUUUAAUGUGUAGGGUUUUUGUUUUUUUUUUUUUAACAAUUUCACAGAUAUUCCAGCCACCAGUACCAUCUCUGGAAACAUUUGGCUGUGCCUUGCAUUUGGCACUUUCAUUUGUUGAUUGUAAGAAAAAUAACCAUCCAUAACCUGCUGCCUGAGCAAUUGAACCUGAUAUCCCUCCCCCAUUCUUGACAAAAAUAAACAAAGCUAAGCUUUUAACAUGUUAUGGCAGAAUGCUAAUCCAUAAUGGUUUAAAGAAAGCUCAACCGAUCACGACAGCAAAGAUAAACUGUUGAGCAGAUUAAAGGCAGAAAGCAAUUCUGUAGCACUAAAUCAGUUAUGUAAGCAGGCCUACCAUUGUAGCUUUUCUCCAGAAAUUAUGUGAAUGUUCUGUUUCUGCUGUUAACUUCCUUUAGACAGAUUUGUGCUAAACUGCUAACACUGUUGGUGUGGUUUGGUGGCUGUGUUGUAAUGAUGUACAUAUAAGUGCAUAUGCACAUGUUCGUGUGUGCUUGAACUGCCACCAUGGAAGUGGUGCUGAGGGACUCAAAUAAACCAGAAGAAGGCACGAGGAAUUAGAAGGUUAAUGCUAUGAGACUGCUUACCUGGAGGUGAUUCAUACUUUCUAACAAGUGGGAUCCCCAGCCUUCACCAGGGAUAAUCAUAGAAUCAUAGAAUCGCAAGGUUGGAAACAACCUGCAAAUUGUAUAUAGAUCAAGAUCUUCUAGUCCAACCAUCCUCCCACUACCACUGCUACCACAAGCUACUAACCCAUAUCUCAUAGUUCCUCAUCCAGACGCCUCUUGAACACUGCCAGCGACGGUGAAUCCAGCACUUCCCUGGGCAGCCAUUCCAGUGCCUGACCACUCUCUGAGAGAAAAAGUUCUUCCUUAUGUCUAACCCAAAACCUCCUCUGGCACAACUCGUGACCAUUUCCUUGGGUCCUGUUUGUUGCCUGGGAGAAGAGGCCAAACCCCUCCUCAUCACAGCCUCCCUUCAUUAAGUUGUAGAGUGCAAUGAGGUUUCCUCUGAGCCUCCUCCAAAUAACUUCAGGGAUUCUUUUCUGACAUU